CUGAGGCGCACCGACGCACGCAGGCGCGCUCCCGGCCCCUGGACCCGGACCCGGUGGGCUCUGCGCCCCGUGGCCGAGCCGGCACGUCCCCGCCAGCUUGGCAGCUCCACUGAAGAAACGGGGGAUCGGGAGAGGAAACACUGGAGCAGCUCAAGGAUCUUUAAAAGUCAGGAGCUCAGAUAAUGCCAACAGAAGACGUGCAACCUGAUCCUUAGGAAGACAACACGCCGCACGUGAGCAGGAUGUAGUUCUGCUCGACUCCCCAAGUGGAAGGUAUUUGUUUGGCUGAUUUCUCUGAGAGCAACCCAACCAUGGAGAAGGUCGGGGAAGAUCUGAAUCUGUCAUUUCUGCUGGAGCACGAACGAGAAAUGAUCCUGAAGGUGCUGCAGAAAGACGAGAAAGUGAGGAAGCGAGAAGACAAGAGGAUACGGAAGAUGAAGAACGAGCUGCUGGAGAUCAAGCGGAAGGGUUCCCGCCGGCCGCAGGAGAGCGGGGAGCGGCACUGCGCCCGCUGCCUGAGGUCCCUGGGGCUGAUCUUUGACCGCGGAGAUCUGUGCCAGGAGUGUCAGCUCCGCGUCUGCCGCGAAUGCCAAAUCACAGCCGCCGGCUCCCGCCAGUGGAGGUGUAAUGUCUGUGCCAAGAUCUCGGAGCUGAAGGUGGUUACUGGAGAGUGGUUCUUGGAGGAGCGAUCCAAGCGCUUCGACCAGAAGGUCCUGAGCACUGAUGUGAUCAAACACUCCAUCCUGAACAGCCCGCCGACCGCAGAAAAGAAGUCUACAGAAAAGCUUUCAGCCUCUUCUGAACCAGAGCAACCCGACACCCCAAAGUCCAGCAGAAGCGCGGUACGCAGCCUCGUGGAUGGAGCCAGAAAGAAGGGACGUAUGAAGAUGGAUAAAAAAGGCAGCCGAGCCCCCCCGAAGCCAGAGAACGGCGUGGACGGCGUCGGUGUCAAAUCUGCCUCAGAUGGAGAAGCUCGAAGCGUUCGAAGCGUUCGUUCUGCUGCAAGUCCAGAUUCAAAAAGGGCCGGCGCGGUGGCCGUGGAGUCCUCGGGGAUCCCCACUGUACCCAACAAUCUGCGUGCCCAGGCUGCAGAUAAACCAUUCACGCCCGGUGACAACCGGAGGGUCAGGCCUGACGGAGCGGAAAGCGUUGCCAGUUUACAGUCCGGUGACGGCCCCUCGGAGAAAAAGGCACCGGGCCACCGCCGGACCGACUCCGGCACCCCGACCAUCUCCGUGUCCAGGGCCUCCGUCUCAUCAGAUCACAGCCGCUCGGAGAUGGACCUGUCAGCUCCAGGUUCUGAACCCAGCGACGACGCCUCCAGCCUCAGGAGCCACUCGGUCUCCGGGCUCAACGAAGGCGAGUUUUCUGACGACGACGGAGAGGAAGACAUCGAUGCCCUGAUGUCGGCCCACAGCCUGACUUCUGGCGGGCGUCUCAGCAUCGCGGUGUCAACGUCCUCCACUCCUGGCUCAGAAAGAAGGUGGGGGUACCUUAAUGUCCCCGACUCGGAUGCCGAGACUAGCAGCAUCAACAGCAUGAUGAGCAUGUACAGUGAGACUGGUGACUAUGGUAACGCCAGAGUAAGCGGCGAGAUCCUCCUGAACAUCAGCUACAGCUACAAAACGGGUGCCCUGAAUGUUCUGGUCAAAGACUGUCACAACCUGGCAACAGGAGACGAGAGGAGACAACGCACAGAUGCGUAUGUAAAGACGUACCUGCUGCCAGACACGUCGCGACAGAGCAAGAGGAAGACCAGCAUCAAGCCCAACACCAUUAACCCAGUUUUUAACGAGAACCUGAGGUACGUUAUCAGCCACUCGCAGCUGGAGACGCGAACCCUGCAGGUGUCUGUGUGGCACCACGACCGCUUCGGAUACAACAGCUUCCUGGGAGAAGUGGAGCUCACGUUUGAUUCCUGGGAGUUUGAUUCCCAGAUAGAGGAGUGGUACUCUCUGCAGCCCAAGUUGGAGAGCAACAUAGACUGCACAAUCCAGUAUAAAGGAGAACUGACUGUCGUGCUGAAGUACAUACCUGGAGAGAAUAACCUCACCCUCCCUCUGGACCAAGUUCAAGUGAAGAAGUCCUUCUUGAAGGGGAAGAAGACGAGCAGCUUCACUCUGCCUAAAGGAGGCAUGGUCGAGCUGCUGGUAAAAGGAGCCAAAAAUCUCACUGCCGUCAAAUCUGGAGGCACCUCCGACACUUUUGUGAAAGGGUACCUCCUCCCCGACACCAACAAGUCCACCAAGCACAAGACGUCGGUGGAGCGACGCAACGUCAACCCGCAGUGGAACCACACCUUCACCUACUGCGGUCUGCAGCCCGGAGACCUCAACAACAUCUGCCUGGAGCUCACAGUGUGGGACAAAGAAGCUCUGGCCAGCAACGUCUUCCUGGGAGGAGUCCGGCUGGGAGCUGGCACAGGUAAAAGCUACGGGAACGAGGUGGACUGGAUGGACUCUUACGGGGAGGAACAGCGCGCUUGGCAGCGCAUGAUCGAGAACCCCGAAGUUCCUCAGGAGUGCACGCUGAUGCUGCGCUCCACCAUGCGCAAGAGCCACACAUGAGCUGGACUGAUGCGCUCACUGAGGAUGUGACAGGAUCAGAGACCCUCCUUCUCUGUACUUUCUUGUUAGGAUUCCUCCUCCUGUCCACAACCACCGUCAUGCCUUACUCACUCAUCCACAUGUGGCCCCUCUGCAUGUCGUCUCGACCAAUCACUGCUGCCGCUCAGCCAGGAUGAUGGAAAACCUUCGUCUCAACUAACUUACUGUGACUUCUUCUUAAUAAGCACACGGCGACGCCUGAUGUGUCCGUCCUCGUCUCGUCUGUGAGCUGUUUUUUUUUUUUUUUUUGCAUGUGGCUCCAGGUGAUGAUGAAACAUUUGAGAGAUGUUGUAAUGAUUGAUACGCUCUGAAGCACAGAGAGACGGUGACGCUGCGACUCAUCCCAUCAUCAACGGUAGCUCACGGGGGGUCGAAAACUGGCUCGUUUGUGUAUUCCUGCUGCGAAUAUCAAGAAAUACUUUGAUUUUACUCUACAUGUUAAAAGGACUCACUUAAAUUAGCACUAUUCAGCUUUUAAAAAUAAUUAAAAUAAUUUAAUUGCUGGUUUCAGCCCCCUGCCAUUGAGACUUACCCAUACACUCAUGCUCAAAAAUACUCAUUAAAAUCUAUUUUAGCACAAGUUACACCACCAGUACAGUCGAUAUCAUGUAUAAACAGUUUGUUUUGGGUUGUUUAUGCCCCCCCCACCCCCAGGUUGCAUCCAUUUCUUGCACCAUCCUCUCGGUUGAAACUCACCCAACCAUUCUUCAUGGCUCAUGAGCAUUGACUGUAACACAGAAUUAUGCGCAUGGUGAAAGCAACAAAAGUCAGAGAUCACUUUUGAUUAACAUAGUGUUUUAUUUUUACUUUUUUAAUCCAUGAAAAUGACUGUUUUUUUGGUCUGUGUUGCUCUAAAAGGUGUUUUAAGUACCACAUGUUUCCAUCAGUGUGACUUCUAACUGGUCCAUCAACAGUCCAACACCUGGAAAAUAUGUCCAGAUUCACAGAAUAAAUUAGCACACACGUUUGGACGGACUCUCUACCGAUUUAUAGAUGCAGUUUGACCAAAUACUUUUUUUUAUUU
Cololabis saira (Pacific saury) is the source of this 3630-nucleotide messenger RNA. RefSeq names its product synaptotagmin-like 5 (gene sytl5). Gene Ontology annotation, biological process: intracellular protein transport; exocytosis. Gene Ontology annotation, cellular component: exocytic vesicle; plasma membrane. Lineage: Eukaryota; Metazoa; Chordata; Actinopteri; Beloniformes; Belonidae. The coding region runs from base 312 to 2567 and encodes 751 amino acids. Gene Ontology annotation, molecular function: phospholipid binding; small GTPase binding; neurexin family protein binding. The transcript has 18 exons. The record is from RefSeq and is a predicted model, not a curated record.